Molecule: messenger RNA, 714 nt
Organism: Gossypium raimondii (Peruvian cotton)
Lineage: Eukaryota; Viridiplantae; Streptophyta; Magnoliopsida; Malvales; Malvaceae
Product: 40S ribosomal protein S5
Exons: 5
Coding region: 1-663 (220 amino acids)
Biological process (GO): translation; ribosomal small subunit assembly
Cellular component (GO): cytosolic small ribosomal subunit; ribosome
Molecular function (GO): rRNA binding; structural constituent of ribosome; mRNA binding
Source: RefSeq, a predicted model, not a curated record
AUGGCCUUGAAAGAUACAAAACUUGAAGUUACUUUGCCAAAAGCUACGACAAUAACGGGAGUCGUCGUGAACUCCACUAAAAAUGAAAAUGAAGUUAAGCUUUUUAACUGUUGGAGCUUUCAAGACCUCGAGAUAGGUGAUAUCUCUUUGAGUGACUACAUUGGCGUUCAUGCAUCAAAGCAUGCAACCUACGUACCACACACAGCUGGUAGGUACUUGGUUAAACGAUUCAGAAAAGCUCAAUGUCCAAUUGUCAAGAGGCUUGCACACUCAUUAAUGAUGCACGGUCGAAACAAUGGGAAAAAACUCAUAGCAGUUAGGAUCAUAAAACAUGCAAUGGAGAUCGUUUAUCUCCUCACUGAUCAGAACCCAAUUCAAGUCAUUGCCGAUGCUAUUGUAAACAGUGGACCUCGUGAAGAUGCUACCAGUAUAGGCUCAGCUGGUGUUGUUAGGCGUCAAGCUGUUGAUAUUUCACCUCUCCGCCGUGUGAAUCAAGCCAUCUAUCUAAUAACCACUGGUGCUCGUGAACCUGCAUUCAGGAAUAUUAAAAGCAUCGCCGGAUGCUUGGCCGAUGAGCUUAUUAAUGCUGCAAAGGGAUCAUCCAACAGCUACGCCAUUAAGAAGAAGGAUGAAAUUGAAAGAGUUGCCAAGGCCAACCGUUGAGGAAGGAUUUUGGAAGAAACAAAUUACACCAUGGCAUUUGGAGAAUUUUUU